AUGACAGACGGGCACGGGUCAACAAUAAAAAGUCGGAUAAAGAACAUGCUGCGGAAGAAUCGGAAAGAAAACCUUGCGGACAAGGUGAGUGACUGCCGGUUUGCUUUUCAAUAGAUUUAUGCCCGAAUGAUAGGUUAACUAGAGUAAAUUCUAGUGUCAUUGCAUGCACAUUAUAUUUCUAUUGCUGUCAUUUAGAGAACAUAACGAAACAACAUUUUGCUUUAUUGUGGGUAUAUCACUCUCUCAAGAAAUGCCUUAGAUUAAAAUGUUCAAAUGUGAGACUUCAUAUUCCCAAUAAAAUAGUAAUAUGUCUCUAAACACCUGAGAACCAAAAGAAAAAAAGAUGAUUAUGACUGUAAGUCGCUUUGGAUAAAAGCGUCUGCUAAAUGGCAUAUUAUAUUAUUAUUAUUAUAUGAUAGCCUAUUUUGACACUUUUCCAAUGCAUGAGGUUGAGUCAGUGGAUCCAUCUAAUCAUGUGAGCUAUUGUUGAGAAAUUCAAGAACAAAACAGCACACUAACAGCGUGCUAACUAAUCAAUCAGCCUUCUCUCACGUUGUAUUGAUAAUAGACGCAUUUCAGUGUCAGAAAAUGACAGGGAGGUGUUUGUUUAGCUCUCUGUCCAGACCGAUAGUUCAGCUUCUUUCAGUUUACAGUCAUUUAGCAGACGCUCUUAUCCAGAGCGACUUACAGUUAGUGAGUGCAUAAAUUUUUCAUACUGGCCCCCCGUGGGAAACGAACCCACAACCCCAUCUUAAUCUUUUCUUUUUAUUGGCCAGUCUGAGAUAUUGCUUUUUCUUUGCAACUCUGCCUAGGUCAGCAUCCCUUAGUUGCCUCUUCACUGUUGACGUUGAGACUGGUGUUUUGUAGGUACUAUUUAAUGAAGCUACCAGUUGAGGACCUGUGAGGCGUCUGUUUCUCAAACUAGACACUCUAAUGUAUUUGUCCUCUUGCUCAGUUGUGCACCGGUGCCUCCCACUCCUCUUUCUAUUCUGGUUAGAGCCAGUUUGCGCUGUUCUGUGAAGGGAGUAGUACACAGCGUUGUACGAGAUCUUCAGUUUCUUGGCAAUUUCUCGCAUGGAAUAGCCUUCAUUUCUCAGAACAAGAAUAGACUGACGAGUUUCAGAAGAAAGUUCUUUGUUUCUGGCCAUUUUGAGCCUGUAAUCGAACCCACAAUUGCUGAUGCUCCAGAUACUCAACUAGUCUCAAGAAGGCCAGUUUUAUUGCCUCUUUAAUCAGCACAACAGUUUUCAGCUGUGCUAAUAUAAUUGCAAAAGGGUUUUCUAAUAAUCAAUUAGCCUUUUAAAAUGAUAAACUUGGAUUAGCAAACAGCGUGCCAUUGGAACACAGGACUGAUGGCUGCUGAUAAUGGGCCUUUGUACGCCUAUGUAGAUAUUCCAUAAAAAAUCAGCUGUUUCCAGCUACAAUAGCCAUUUACAACAUUAACAAUGUCUACACUGUAUUUCUGAUCAAUUUGAUGUUAUUUUAAUGGACAAAAAAAAAUUCUUUCGAAAACAAGGACAUUUCUAAGUGACCCAAACUUUUGAACGGAAGUGUGUAUAUGUAUAUAUACAGCUGUGGAAAAAAUGUAGAGACGACUGCAAAAUUAUCAGUUUCUCUGGUUUUACUAUUUAUAGGUAUGUUUUUGGGUAAAAAUAACAUUUGUGUUUUAUUCUAUAAACUACUGACAACAUUUCUCCCAAAUUCCAAAUAAAAAUAUUGUCAUUUAGAGCAUUUAUUUGCAGAAAAUGACAAUUGGUCAAAAUAACAAAAAAGAUGCAGUGUUGUCAGACCUCAAAUAAUGCAAAGAAAAUAAGUUCAUGUUCAUUUUUAAACAACACAAUACUAAUGUUUUAACUUAGGAAGAGUUCAGAAAUCAAUAUUUGGUGGAAUAACCCUGAUUUUCAAUCACAGCUUUCAUGCGUCUUGGCAUGCUCUCCACCUGUCUUUCACAUUGAUGUUGGGUGACUUUAUGCCACUCUUGGCGCAAAAAUUCAAGCAGCUCGGCUUUGUUUGAUGGCUUGUGACCAUCCAUCUUCCUCUUGAUCACAUUCCAGAAGUUUUCAGUGGGGUUCAGGUCUGGAGAUUGGGCUGGCCAUGACAGGGUCUUGAUCUGGUGGUCCUCCAUCCACACCUUGAUUGACCUGGCUGUGUGGCAUGGCGCAUUGUCCUGCUGGAAAAACCAAUCCUCAGAGUUGGGGAACAAUGUCAGAGCAAAAGGAAGCAGGUUUUCUUCCAGGACAACCUUGUACGUGGCUUGAUUCAUGCGUCCUUCACAAAGACAAAUCUGCCCGAUUCCAGCGUUGCUGAAGCACCCCCACAUCAUCACCGAUCCUCCACAAAAUUUCACAGUGCGUGCGAGACACUGUGGCUUGUAGGCCUCUCCAGGUCUCCGUCUAACCAUUAGACGACCAGGUGUUGGGCAAAGCUGAAAAUUGGACUCAUCAGAGAAGAUGACCUUACUCCAGUCCUCUACGGUCCAAUCCUUAUGGUCUUUUGCAAACCUCAGCCUGGCUCUUCUUUGCUUCUCAUUGAUGAAGGGCUUUUUUCUAGCUUUGCACGACUUCAGCCCUGCCCCUAGGAGCCGUCCUCGCCGUGCACUUCACCCCAGCUGCCGUUUGCCAUUCUUUUUGUAGGUCACUUGAUGUCAUCCUACGGUUGUUGAGUGACAUUCGAAUUAGUUGGUGGUCAUCCCGGUCAGUAGAGAGUCGUUUUCGCCCUCUGCCGGUCUGUAGCUUUGUUGUCCCCAAUGUCUGCUGCUUGACCUUGUUCUUAUGAACCGCCGUCUUUGAAAUUUUAAGGAUGGAAGCAACCUGACGCUCACUGUAUCCCUCUGCCAGUAAAGCCAGAAUUGAACCCUUCUUUUCCUCACUCAAAACUUUCCUUUUCAACUCUUUUGGCAUGGUCAAUAGUUAUAUUUUGAUUAAUAUUACUUUUGAGGUGCUAUUAGCUCUGUUUUUGCCAACCAGCUGGUCCUAUUGCAAGAGGAUAGUGAUGACCACAGCAGUGGUUUUUAUACUUUUCCUCAUUAAAUAAGAUUUGGUUCAGGUGAUCACCUAAUCAGUACCUAAUUCAGUAGAAUGAGGUGUGCCUGUGUUGGAAUUCAACAGACACUGGAAUGGAAUGGCCGUCAUACAUGUAGAGAUGCUGAUUUAAGAAAAGUUAGCAGUGGUCUCUUAAUUUUUUCCACAGCUGUGUGUAUAUAUAUAUAUAUAUAUAUAUAUAUAUAUAUACACACACACACACACACACACACACACACACAAAGUGCAUUCGUAAAGUAUUUAGACCUCUUCACUUUUUCCACAUUUUGUUACGUUACAUUAAACAGUUUUCCCCCCUCAUCAAUCUACACACAAUACCCCAUAAUGACAAAGCAAAAACUGGUUUUUCGAAAUUUUUGCAAAUGUAUUAAAAAUUAAAAACGGAAAUAUCACAUUUACAUAAGUAUUCAGACCCUUUACUCAGUACUUUGUUGAAGCACCUUUGGCAGCGAUUACAGCCUCGAGUCUUCUUGGGUAUGACGCUACAAGCCUGGCACACCUGUAUUUGGGGAGUUUCUCCCAUUCUUCUCUGCAGAUCCUCUCAAGGUCUGUCAGGUUGGAUGGGGAGCAUCGCUGCACAGCUAUUUUCCGGUCUCUCCAGAAAUGUUCGAUCGGGUUCAAGUCCGGCCUCUAGCUGGGCCACUCAAGGACAUUCAGAGACUUGUCCCGAAGCCACUCCUGCGUUGUCUUGGCUGUGUGCUUAGGGUUGUUGUCCUGUUGGAAGGUGAACCUUCGCCCCAGUCUGUGGUCCUGGGCACUCUGGAGCAGGUUUUCAUCAAGGAUCACUCUGUCAGGCCCUGACCAAGGCCCUUCUACCCCGAUUGCUCAGUUUGGCUGGGCGGCCAGCUCUAGGAAGAGUCUUGGUGGUUCCAAACUUCUUCUGUUUAGGAAUGAUGGAGGCCACUGUGUUUUUGGGGACCUUCAAUGCUCCAUAAAUGUUUUGGUACCCUUCCCCAGAUCUGUGCCUCGACACAAUCCUGUUUUUGCUCUGAUAUGCACUGUCAGCUGUGGGACCUUAUAUAGACAGGUGUGUUCCUUUCCAAAUCAUUUCCAAUCAAUUGAAUUUACCACAGGUGGACUCCAAUCAAGUUACAGAAACAUCUCAAGGAUUAUAAAUGGAAACAGGAUUCACCUGAGCUUAAUUUCGAGUCUAAUAGCAAAGGGUCUGAAUACUUAUGUAAAUAAGGUAUUUCUGUAUUUAAUAAUAAAUUAGCAAAAAAAUGUAAAAACCUGUUUUCGCUUUGUCAUUAUGGGGUAUUGUGUGUGGAAAAAGUGAAGGGGUCUGAAUACUUUCCGGUAUGCACUGUGUAUACACACACAUACACACUCCGGACUCCAACAUUGCUACAUUGCUCGUCCUUUACUUUUUAGAUUGGUAUGUAUUGUUGUGUAUUACUGCUCUGUUGGAGCUAGGAACACAAGCAUUUCGCGACACCCGCAAUAUCAUCUGCUAAAUAUGUGUAUGCGACCAAUAAAACUUGAUUUGAUAGAGAGAGUUGUGUUGAUGCUGAGAGCGGAAUGUAUGUUUUUCAAUAACAUUCUUAGAACGUUCUCUGAACAUUACUACAGUUUUCUUGUGGUUUUUAUGGAAAGUUUUCUUAACAUUCAAAGAACUUAAUGUAUGUUUUUUUUUUUAUUAUUCUACAACGGGUUGGUCAAAACAAGCAUUUCUUAUUGGUUAAUUCGAUCUCCACUGUCCUAUUGAUAAUGAACAUGUCAGGACGAGACGGGCAUCUUUUCUCAGCCAGUCAAAAUCAUGAAUCAGCAUCAUUUUUUAUGGAUAUAAAGAAAUGUCAAUAGGGAAACAGGUCAAACAAAAGGAAAUGCAGCGACUUUUGCUGUUAUUCUAGCUGCACGGUUUGACGUGACUGUGUUAGCAGUAGUUGGUUAGCUAGCAAGCAAGGGAUAAGAGCGUUGCCAGCCAGCAUGGCAACAGAACAUUUCCAACGAACGAGUGGGUCGCGUCCAUAGAUACAGAACAAAAAGACUUCACUACUGGGUCGCGUCUCUGGCAACCUAACCGAUAGAAUGAACGGACAUCUUUUCUCAGCCAGUCGAAAUCAUGAAUCAGCAUACUUUUUAUGGAUAUAUGCAGUACAAAGAAAUGUCAAUAGAAAAACAGGUCAAACGACAUAAAAUGCAGCUAGUUUGCUACCUUACCAGCUUCAUUUUGAAGUGAUUGUGUUAGCUCCUCUGAACAGGGUCCUGACGAGAGAGCACAUUUUCUAUGCUAGGCGAAAUCGCGCUUCAUUAGGUCAUUGUUAUGGAUGUAUCCAAAAGAUCUUAAACAAGCGCAAAUGCCGCUACUUUGCUGUUAUUCUAGCUGUGCUGUUUGACCUGACUUUGUUACCAUAGUUGGCUAGCUAGCAAGCAAGAAAUAAGAGCAUUGCCAGCCAGCAUGGCAAUGGAACAUUUAGAACAAACGACUGGGUCGUCUAUAGAUACAGAACAAAAUGACUUAACGACUGGCAAACUUACCGAUAGAAUGAACGGCCAGCCGGCUUGGCUAGCAACCAUAAAUGUGUCGGGACUAGGCAUGUAUUUUCGUUGAGGGAUGAAAUAGUAGCCUAUGGAUGCAUUUAUCAAAAUAACGUUUUUUAUUUAAUUAGUAACACGUUGUAGAAAAGCAAUUGUACACGCUAGGUUGUGCAAAACUUUUUUUAGUACGGCUGUGCUGCGGUCCUCCGAGUACCGUAGAUUGUGCUAAAAAUUUUGUUUAGCACGCCCUCUUGUGUACAAUUGCUUUAUUUUAGAACGUUCUCUGAACAUUCAUGUUUUCUUGUGGUUUUUAUUAAAAGUUUUCUUAAUGGUCAUGGAACAAUUUGAGAACAUGACUUUAAAUAGAACAACGAGGAAACCUGUAGGAAACGUUAUGCUGAAGUACUGAAAUUCAUACAGAAGAACAUUGUUUCUUAAUGUUCUCUAAACUAUUUCAGAACAUCCCCAAUGUCAAACCCAGUUGGAGAACAUUUCUAGAACAUUACCAAAAUUGAAAUUAAAUGUAAACAUGAACUUUUAGGAAAUGUUCUGUUAAAGUAAUGAAAUUCCAAGAAAAUAACGUUUUCUUUGUCAAGAUCCUUAAAUGUGCUGAGAAUGUUCCAAAACCAAGCAACUAUACUGCACCAUCCCCAGAAAGUUGUGGGAAGGUUGUAUGCAAAAUAACCAUAGGACAACCACGCUCUCACCAAGCUCUAAGAAACAUAUGGUUCUCAGAACUUUAUUUGCUUGCUGGGUAGUCCAUCAGGGCUAAUCUCCCACGGGGCAUAAACAGACAUGCAAUACAUUGGAUAAUCAACAAGGGGCUAUGCGUUCUAUGGAACAUAAUGAACAAUGUUGCAUUAUUUUCCAGAGAACACAUAGAGCCCCGAGUUGAUUAUCCCUUUUAUAAAAUCCUCUCAGAUCUCCACUAGUGUAUAGGGAUUGUGGGCUAGGGACAGGGGCUAGGGGUGGAUUUGGGAUUGCCUUGUUAAAACUCUAGAAUUCUCUGUCUCCCUCUGUAGGUGACUUUGGAGAGGGUCCUGGGAAUCAAAGCCUCUAGCAACAGUGGUCUGGCCUGUGACCCCCACUCUGGUCUUGUGGCCUAUCCUGCUGGGUGAGUCUAGGGGGAGAGGAAGAGAGAGAGAGGUGUGAGUGCGUGCGUGCGUGCGUGCAUGCCAGACCUGGGUUCAAAUACUAUUUCAAAUGUCUCAAUUAAUUUCACAUGCAUUCGAAUUAAGUAUUCAGAUAUAUUUUAUUUGAAAAGACAAGUAGUAAUGUAUUUGGAAAUACACUUGGAAAGUGUUUGAAAAUACUCAAAUACACUCCCAUUCAUUUAACCCAGGUAUUUUACUGAACACAAAUAUAAACGCAACAUGUAAAGUUUUGGUCCCAUGUUUCAUGAGCUGAAAUAAAAUAUCCCAGAAAUGUUCCAUACUCACAAAAAGCAUAUUUCUCUCAAAUGUUGUGCACAAAUUUGUUUACAUCCCUGUUAGUGAGCAUUUCUCCUUUGCCAAGAUAAUCCAUCCAUCUGACAGGUGUGGCAUAUCAAGAAGCUGAUUAAACAGCAUGAUCAUUUCACAGGUGCACCUUGUGCUGGGGACAAUAAAAGGCCACUCUAAAAUGUGCAGUUUUGUCACACAACACAAUGCCACAGAUGUCUCAAAUUGAGGGAGUGUGCAAUUGGCAUGCAGAAAUGCAGUAAGUAGGCCAUGCUUCCUAAAAGCCUCUGUCAUAACCUAAUUAAUCAGGCCAAUGUCUGGAACAACAAGAGAAUUAGGUCCUUGGACUAGCUCUGCGCCAAGGACUGUGAAUGUGCACGUAUGCGUGUGUGUGUUUGCCAUUGUUCAUACCUUUGCCAAUCCUCCUCAGCUCCUCUAUUUUAAACUCCUGGCACACUUAAUAGGCCAGAGACGUGGUUCACACAGAGCUGUGUCACAUAGCUGCCAGGGUGUACUGUCCUGUUUAACUUACACCCCCACACUCUCUGUGAACAGGAAGUGAUGAUAGCAGGAAGUGAUAGGCACGCAUUAUGACGGGGACCAUUAUGACGGGGACUCAGGUAUCCGAUUUGAAUGGCAGGCAGGUAGAAGCUCAGAGGUUCACACGAUUAUCCGGCAGGCUUAGAGAUUCUGUUUAGGAUCAGUGGAAGCUUUACAAUAUUAACACUGCUUUACAUAUUAUAUAUUCAGGAUUAAGAGAAGCGUUGUUGCAGAACACAGAACAAACAGCCCUUCCAAAGUCUGUUAGGUAACUAACACCCCUGUUGGAUUGCUACUGUUACAUACAGGGACUUCAGAAAGUAUUCAUACCCCUUGACUUAUUCCACAUUUUGUUGUGUUACAGUCUGAAUAAAAAAUUUAUGAAAUAUAUAUUUUUCCACAUCUAUCUACACACAAUACCCCAUAAUGAUAAAGUGAAAACAUGUUUUUAGAAAUGGUUGCAAAUGUAUUGAAAAUUAAAUACAGAAAUAUCUCAUUUACAUAAGUAUUCACAGUCAAUACCAUAUUCCUCACUGCCUUUUUGGAAAUGCAAAUUGCCCUUAUGUCAUGUAACUAUUAUUCUGCAGCCUCAUAUUACUCAGCUGCAGAUCAAGUGCAUAAGAUGGUGGUCGAAUUGCAAUGAAAGGAUACAGUGUAAUUACACUGUAGUUACAGUAGUAAUUCCUGCUGUGUAACCCUGGUGUGUGUUUCUCCUGCUCUGUAGCUGUGUGGUGGUUCUGCUGAACCCCAAGAAGAACAGACAGCACCACAUCCUCAAUACAUCCAGGUGAGAUAUUACUCACUCGCACUACCAUCCCGUAAUCACCCCCUACUCAUUCCCUAAUCAUACCCUAAUCAUCCUCUACCCAGACCCUAAACAUCCACGGAUACAUGUAUGACUGUAACCACAGAAUACUCUUCUCUCUUUUAACAGGAAAACUAUCACAGCUCUGUCCUUCUCUCCAGAUGGCAAAUGCUUGGUCACAGGAGAGGUGAGUUCUCUCUCUCUCUCUCUCUCUCUCUCUCUCUCUCUCUCUCUCUCUCUCUCUCUCUCUCUCUUUCUCUCUCUCUCUCUCUCUUUCUCUCUUUCGAUUUUAAUCCUCAAAAUCUGGUUAGUGGGUUUGAUUGAAUAUCUCCCUGUGUUGUACCGUAGGUGUGGUAAUGUUUUAGCUCCAGAUUAGCUCAUGUGGCUCGACGCUGCUGUGUUGAUGUGGCGCCUUAGCCUAAUCCCAGCUAGCCAAUCAGAGCCUAAAUAAAUCCCUCUCGCUGUAAGUGGGUGAGCACUUCAGAGUUGCCAUAGCAGCAGGGGUCAAAGUACCAAGUACCAUGCUCAUAGGACUGCUGUUGGUUACACACACACACACAAACAACCCUCUGGGUAGAAGUUACCCUUAGGUACUAGGAUCAGUUUACCCUUCCCAAUUCUAACCUUAACCAUUAGGGUGAGGGAAUAUGUUAUUAUGAGGAGUGUAUCUCAAUUGAAUGCUUCCUACAUUUCCUUUUUUUUUGGGUCAUGGUUAAAGACUAGAAUAUCACUGAUAGACUCUGUCAUUUUAUUGAUUUGAGUCCCUUACUAUGGAAGCAAUGAUGAAUCUGUUACAGAAGCAGAACAAUCAGUAGGCUAAAAACUAGAGGUAAACAUGUGGAUAUCCCUGUAUCUCUGAGAGGACGAUCUGAUAACACAUGCACACACAAACACACACACACAUAUAGGAGCUGAUCCACACACAGUGUCCCAGUAUCCUUAGUGGACCUGGGCACAGUCAGAUUAAAGUAACAACUUUUUGACCUCUGAUAGUGUGUGAAAUGGUUCAGACUGAGUGGAUUGUGGCUGACACAGCAUGUGUAUUCGCACUGUGACUUUAUCUCUCUCUCCCCUUCUCUCCAUCUAUCUCCCCUUCUCUCGGUCUCGCUCUCCCUCCCCCUCCCAGUCGGGUCACCUGCCGGCGGUGCGUGUUUGGGAGGUCUGUGAGCGUCGGCAGCUGGCAGAGCUGCAGGAACAUAAGUAUGGCGUGUCCUGUGUGGCCUUCUCUCCCAACAGUAAAUAUAUCGUCAGCGUGGGCUACCAGCACGACAUGAUGGUCCACGUCUGGGCAUGGAAGGUAUGCCAGCAGCCUCUGGCCAAUAGGCAUCUUACUUAAGUUGUCCAAUGUCACCUUUCUGUCAACCAAUGAAAUUCUCAUCUGCCCUGAGUGACCUUUCUAUGAGCCAAUAUUAUCAGCCCUUCUGCAAUAGCCACUGCCCCAGAGACCGCAACAUCAAUAGAAUCUGCCCUUCUGCUUGUGUAACUGCCACAGGGGCAAUACUUCUAUAGUUACUGCCCUCAUACAUUUAGUAUUUUUGUUGUGGUUGCAGAAGAACACAGUAAUUGCUGCUAACAAGGUGUCCAGUAAGGUGACAGCAGUGUCCUUCUCUGAGGACAGCUCCUACUUUGUGACAGCAGGGAACAGACACGUCAAGUUCUGGUACCUGGACCACUCCAAAUCUAUCAAGGUACUUUCAUCUCUGUUUCUGUGCAGGCUAAUGCUACUGAUUGUGAGCAGACUAACAGAACGGCUAACUCUUGUUACUCAUUGCAUUUUACAUAACCAACUAACUAACUGCAUUUCUCUCUACAGGCCAGUGCUCCAGUCCCAGUCUCGGCUCCUGAUACUAAGUCUAAUACUAAUAACACUAGUGUUUCUGUUGUGUUUGUGCAGGCCAGUACUCCUGUCCCUCUGCUGGGGCGCUCUGGGCUCUUGGGGGAGCUGAGGAACAACUUAUUUUGUGACGUGGCUUGUGGGCGUGGCUCUAAGGCCGAAAGCACCUUCUGUAUCACCUCCUCCGGCCUGCUCUGUGAAUUCAACACCAAGAGGAUGCUGGACAAGUGGGUGGACCUACGGGUGAGUCACUGACAGAUGGGAGAGCCUAUAGGUGAGUCACUGACAUAGGAGUGUGAAGGUGCCUUUGGACUAUUAACAGAUGGCCUAAUGCAAGGAAAUGGCUGGCAUGUGUCUGUGGUGUGAAAGGAGUUCAUGUCUGUCUUUGGUAUGGACUCUGUCCAACUGUAGGCUCUAUAGAGGUCUGUGUGUCCCUUGUGUCCUGCCAGCAGUAAGGGGAUCACAGAUAGAUUAGGGUUAGGGACAGGGACGAGGACAGGAUGUGUUUGAGACACUUCCAGUGGGAACACCUUUGUCCAUCCAAGUCCAUCCAGGAGUGAGGCCAGGACACUGAUCUUAGAUACAGUGGGGAGAACAAGUAUUUGAUACACUGCCGGUUUUGCAGGUUUUCCUACUUACAAAGCAUGUAGAGGUCUGUAAUUUUUAUUAUAGGUACACUUCAACUGUGAGAGACGGAAUCUAAAACAAAAAUCCAGAAAAUCACAUUGUAUGAUUUUUAAGUAAUUCAUUUGCAUUUUAUUGUAUGACAUAAGUAUUUGAUAUAUCAGAAAAGCAGAACUUAAUAUUUGGUACAGAAAUCUUUGUUUGCAAUUACAGAGAUCAUACGUUUCCUGUAGGUCUUGACCAUGUUUGCACACACUGCAGCAGGGAUUUUGGCCCACUCCUCCAUACAGACCUUCUCCAGAUCCUUCAGGUUUCGGGGCUGUCGCUGGGCAAUACGGACUUUCAGCUCCCUCCAAAGAUGUUCUAUUGGGUUCAGGUCUGGAGACUGGCUAGGUCACUCCAGGACCUUGAGAUGCUUCUUACGGAGCCACUCCUUAGUUGCCCUGGCUGUGUGUUUCGGGUUGUUGUCAUGCUGGAAGACCCAGCCACGACCCAUCUUCAAUGCUCUUACUGAGGGAAGGAGGUUGUUGGCCAAGAUCUCGCAAUACAUGGCCCCAUCCAUCCUCCCCUCAAUACGGUGCAGUCGUCCUGUCCCCUUUGCAGAAAAGCAUCCCCAAAGAAUGAUGUUUCCACCUCCAUGCUUCACGGUUGGGAUGGUGAUCUUAGGGUUGUACUCAUCCUUCUUCUUCCUCCAAACACGGCGAGUGGAGUUUAGACCAAAAAGCUCUCUUUUUGUCUCAUCAGACCACAUGACCUUCUCCCAUUCCUCCUCUGGAUCAUCCAGAUGGUCAUUGGCAAACUUCAGACGGGCCUGGACAUGCGCUGGCUUGAGCAGGGGGACCUUGCGUGCGCUGCAGGAUUUUAAUCCAUGACGGCGUAGUGUGUUACUAAUGGUUUUCUUUGAGAAUGUGGUCCCAGCUCUCUUCAGGUGUCACGAUCGUUUACGGACGAGAAGGACCAAGGCGCAGCGUGAUAUGCAUUCAUAUUUAUUUACGGCUAAACACACGACAAAACAACAAACGAAACGUGAAGUCCAAGGUAGCAUACAAACAACAUACCUUACACGGAACAAGAUCCCACCACUAACAGGUGCCAAAAGGCUGCCUAAGUAUGGUCCCCAAUCAGAGACAACGAGCUACAGAUGCCUCUGAUUGGGAACCACCCUGGCCAACAUAGAUCUGCACAUGCUAGAUCUAAAACAAAGAAAUCAACAUAGCAACACACAACACGGAAAAUACACACCCUGACUCAACAAAUACAAGUCCUCAGAGUCAGGGCGUGACAGUACCCCCCCCCCCCCCCCCCCCCCCCCCCCCCCCCCCCCCCCCAAAGGUGCGGACUCCGACCGCGCCACAUAAACAUAACAGGGUAGGGGCCGGGUGGGCAUUCCGCCUCGGAGGCUCCGGGUGUGACCACCACUUACUCUCCACCUCGCCGUUGCGCCCCUGGUCUGGUCUGGACCUCGGCGCGCUGCUUCCCCUCUCCUUCCUCCCAUGACGUACCAAGCCCUGUCUGGACCCUGGUGUGGGAGACCCCGAACCCGGAGAGGGGCUGACGUCUGGGUCUGGACUGGAACCGCUGACUGGAGCUGGACCCGACGACGGUGGAGCGGAUUGCUCUGGCUCCGGAGUGGAGCAGCUGACCGGAGCUGGAUCAGGCACUGGUGGAACAGGCACGGGCCGUGCCGGACUGGACACACGCACCACUGGCUUGGUGCGGGGAGUAGGAACGGGCCGGACCUGGCUGAUGACGCGCACCCCUGGCUUGGUGCGGGGAGCAGGAACGGGCCGGACUGGGCUGACGAUGCGCACCACUGGCUUGGUGCGAGGGACAGGCACAGGUCGGACCGGGCUGGCGACGCGCACCACUGGCUUGGUGCGAGGGGCAGGAACAGGCCGGGCUGGCAACGCGCACCACUGGCUUGAUGCGAGGAGCAGGAACGGGCCGAACCGUACUGGGAACACACACCACUGGCUUAGUGCGGGAAGCAGGAACGUGCCGGACCGGACUGGCGACACGCACCACUUGAUUGGUGCGAGAAGCGGGACUGGGUUCCUUCAUUAACCCCCGCUCCUUCUGCUGCCUAACCAGCUCCUCUCGCCGUGCCUCUACACUUUCCUUCUGCUCCCUCUGAACCAAUGACCCCCUAAUCUGGUGGCCUCCUCUGCUAAACAGCGGAACCGCUCUAUCGCGGCCUCCUGCUGCCUCGUCGUCCACGGCAUGAGCCCCCCCCCUAAAAAUUUUUGGGGAUUGUCUCUCCCCUGUGAUCAUGGCCUCCAUCCCUCUGGCCAGACUCUCGCUCAUCUCCUCCCAAGUCCAUCCUCUCUCCUCGUCACGCUGCUUGAUCUAGGAUUGGUGGGAUCUUCUGUCACGAUAGUUUACGGACGAGAAGGACCAAGGCGUGAUAUGCAUUCAUAUUUAUUUACGGCUAAACACACGACAAAACAACAAACGAAACGUGAAGUCCAAGGUAGCAUACAAACAACAUACCUUACACGGAACAAGAUCCCACCACUAACAGGUGCCAAAAGGCUGCCUAAGUAUGGUCCCCAAUCAGAGACAACGAGCUACAGCUGCCUCUGAUUGGGAACCACCCUGGCCAACAUAGAUCUGCACAUGCUAGAUCUAAAACAUAGAAAUCAACAUAGCAACACACAACACUGAAAAUACACACCCUGACUCAACAAAUACAAGUCCUCAGAGUCAGGGCGUGACAUCAGGUCAUUGACCAGGUCCUGCCGUGUAGUUAUGGGCUGAUCCCUCACCUUCCUCAUGAUCAUUGAUGCCCCACAAGGUGAGAUCUUGCAUGGAGCCCCAGACCGAGGGUGAUUGACCGUCAUCUUGAACUUCUUCCAUUUUCUAAUAAUUGCGCCAACAGUUGUUGCCAACUCACCAAGCUGCUUGCCUAUUGUCCUGUAGCCCAUCCCAGCCUUGUGCAGGUCUACAAUUUUAUCCCUGAUGUCCUUACACAGCUCACUGGUCUUGGCCAUUGUGGAGAGGUUGGAGUCUGUUUGAUUGAGUGUGUGGACAGGUGUCUUUUAUACAGGUAACGAGUUCAAACAGGUGCAGUUAAUACAGGUAAUGAGUGGAGAACAGGAGGGCUUCUUAAAGAAAAACUAACAGGUCUGUGAGAGCCGGAAUAUCUUACUGGUUGGUAGGUGAUCAAAUACUUAUGUCAUGCAAUAAAAUGCAAAUUAAUUACUUAAAAAUCAGACAAUGUGAUUUUCUGGAUUUUUGUUUUAGAUUCCGUCUCUCACAGUUGAAGUGUACCUAUGAUAACAAUUACAGACCUCUACAUGCUUUGUAAGUAGGAAAACCUGCAAAAUUGGCAGUGUAUCAAAUACUUGUUCUCCCCACUGUAUGUAACCUAGAUCAUUACUGACUGGAUCCUUGGGUCCUUGAGACUAGAUUUUCUCUGUUGCAUCAUUUCCUGUCCUCUGUAGACCAUGCGUAGCAAUGUCAAUCUCUGUGUCUGAGAAGCACCUUCAAGUUACUCUUUAAUGAUAUCGAUUUAUUCAUUGGUAGACUGAUUGGUUGAUUGAUCUCCUCCUGUCCCCGUAGACCAGUGUGGCCAGGUCUCUGUGUGUAUCAGAGGAGCUGAUCUUCUGUGGCUGUGCUAAUGGGAUGGUGCGAGCCUUCAGCCCUGCUGACCUGGGGUUCAUCUGUACCCUGCCAAGACCACACCACCUUGGCACUGACGUGUCCAGCGUCACACAGGCCAGGUGUGACACAUACACACACAAACCUCUGGGUAGAAGUUACCCUUAGGUACAGAGCUAGGAUCAGCUUACCCUUCCCAAUGCUAACCUUAACUAUUAGGCUGGGGAAUACGAAACUAACCUUAGAUCAGUUUCUAGGGACAUCUUUGCAACCCUGUUUUACAACUACAUUCUGAGCUGAAGCAGGUUACUCCUGGUACACCAUGCAUUAAACAUAAGUCACACAUUACUUCCUUUCUCCCAUCAGCCACCUGUUCACCAACAAGAUGGCCGCCCACUACCCUGACUCUGUGGCGGUGACCUAUGACCCGGUCAGUCAUUGGUUGAGCUGUGUGUAUAACGACCACAGCCUGUAUGUGUGGGACGUCAGGGACCUCCACAGGGUAGGCAAGGUGCACUCUGCCCUCUACCACGCCGCCUGUGUCUGGGACCUACAGGUAAAAUGUCAAGAUAUCAAGAGUAAUAUUUGAGGGCUGUAGAGAUGAUUAAGUGACUGUAGUUGAGGCUAUAUGGAAGUAAUUCAGUAUGAUACAGAGAGAAUGUUCCUUUACUAUACCAUUACUCCAUGUGUUCUUCCUCCUCUCUCUGUUCUCAAGAUGGUCCCAGAGGCCCCAGAGUCUGGUCUGUCUUCUGGAGAGUUCCUCAGCUGUUCAGCAGACAACACUGUCAGACUGUGGACUACAGAGAGGCAGGGACACACUCAUACACAGAAUGUUCUUAGUAAGGUAUGUGUCCAAUAUCUAACAGUGUACUCUGAUAGAUACUGACCCACCUCUGCAUGUGAAAAGCUGUAUUCUGUUGAGAGAAACUGUUAAACCUCUUGCUGUGUUGUGUUGAGAGAAACUGUUAAACCUCUUGCUGUGGCUCCUGGGAGUCAUCUUUCUCCCUCACCCCCGCUGCACUCCAGCCAUCCUUCUUUCAUCCACUAUCUCCGGCCAUUCUUCCUUCUUCCAUCCUUCCUUUGUUCAUCCACCUUUCUACCCCUCAGGACCUGUUGAAGGUGAUCUAUAUGGAUGGAAACACCGCCACCCUGGUGGAAACAGAGGGAAGUGUGUCAGUUAGCACAGAGAAGACAGACGGACAGACAGCAGAGACCAGGACAGGCAUUAGGACCAUCUGUGUCAGCCCCGAUGGGAAACACCUGGCGUCUGGAGACCGCAACGGGAUGCUGAGGUACGGAACGGGAUGAGAAUGGGAUGGGAUAGGAAUGGAGUCUGGUUAUGUCUGUGCAGAGUGUGUGUUUUUGAUGUGUGUGUGUGUUCUGCAGGGUUCAUGACCUCAGCAGUAUGGCAGAGAUUCAGAAGGUGGAAGCCCAUGACUCAGAGAUCCUGUGUCUGGAAUACUCUAAACCAGAGACAGGUCUGAAGCUGUUAGCCACCGCUAGCCGCGACCGUCUGAUCCACGUCCUGGAUGCUGAGAAAGACUACGGCCUUGUCCAGACCCUGGACGAACACUCUUCAUCCAUCACCGCCGUCCGAUUCGCUGGUGAGUGACCUGUAACUUCCCGACGUCAGAGAGAAAGGCGUCAUCAUAACGUAAACAUCUGUAGAACAGAUACAGUCUAUGUAGUAAGGUUGGACAGUAGGAGAUAGGUACUGUAUGUAUGAUCUUGGUAAUUUCAAAGCUCUGUGAUUGUUUUCAUGGCUAUGGUUACGUUGCCUCUCCUCCCUCAGCCAAUGACAACACGGUGAGGAUGAUCAGCUGUGGAGCAGACAAGAGCAUCUACUUCCGUACGGCUCACAGGGUAAGACACUCAACAUUCAGUCAGGGUACACAGGGUAAGGAACACGUUAGUGUGUCACGUUGCAAUUACAGAAGUCCAAAACUUGAGUUGUUCUAAAUGCAACGUUAUGUAACUAACUGGGAUCUCAGUAUCUCAACAUUUGCAAAAGAGACAACAGUCAUCAUCAUCCACUCUUCAUACGUUCCUCCUUCCCUUUUUAAAUGUCUCUAUUAGGAUAAUGGAUAGAGGAAUGGGACUACUGUUAAGUUGUGGAACAUGAGUCCAUCGCAGGGACAGAGUUCCACUUCCAGACCCAAAAAUGUCUUGUUAGCUUCCUGCUAGCACUGCUUUCCCAGUGUAAAUAUACAUUAUUUGAGUGGCAGUUUAGGAAACAAACACUGACAUCUCUCUUCUCUCUCUCUCUCAAUCUGCUCUUCUCUGGCAGUGCUCUCUGUUCCAUCUAUUAACAUGCUCUUUGUUUUUACCAAGUGGCUGCAUGUCAGUAUUUAUCUUAGAGAAAUUGCACACGGCCACUGUCUUGAUUUUCUGAGUUUUAAAAACAUCUGUUACCGUCUAUAAGGUAAUGUAGCUCUGCUUGUAUAUGAACUGCAGACACUGAGCGUAGAGUAUAGAAUACCUUAAGAUGAUGUUAACAUUAUUUUUCAAGAGUAAGCUAGAUAAAUCAACCAAGGUUUUGUUCUCUCCCCCCUCAGACAGACGGAGGUACAGAGUUCAGGCGUACUCACCAUGUGGUGAGAAAGACCACUCUGUAUGACAUGGAUGUAGAGCCCAGCUGUAAGUAUGCUGCUGUGGGCUGCCAGGACCGAUGCAUCAGGAUCUUCAACAUCAGCAGUGGGAAACAGAAGAAACUCUACAAGGGUUCACAGACUGAGGAUGGCAGCCUGCUUAAGGUUUAGGAUCAUUCUACUCGACAACUCUGUCAAAGAAAGAUAGAAAAUGUCAGCUCACUGUGGCUGCUCCCCAAAUAAGUUAUUUAUGAAGCUUGUGAUAGUUACGACGUUUCAACUAGUGAUGGGCACUGAUAUUGUAUCAUAUCUAUAUCGAUAUCAUUUUGGUUUGACUAAAUAACAUUGCAACUGUGUGGACUUCACGUCCACGGAUUUGUGACGUUCAGACAACUGCAUGCCCAUUGGGCAGGUCACAGGUGUGAAUGUUCUGGGGGCUUAACCUAACCAUCCAGUUUGAGUACAAUGUGAAGCCUGUUGAUGGCCCAUCAGCAGGCAGUUAAAUAUGCUAAAUUGAGACCCGGUGAGAUGAUUCUGUGCCUGCAGGAACAGUCACGUAUGACUUUUACAUAAUAGUGUAGGUUUACAGCAAGGAUAAACCGAUAUCACGAUAUGCCUGGCUCAUAUUGAUAUGAAACAAUAUCAUUUGAAUUGUCGAUAUUGGUGCCCACCUCUAGUUUCAACCUUUAUGUUCUGUUUUUCCCCAUGCAGGUGCAGACUGAUCCGUCUGGUCAGUACGUUGCCACCAGCUGCUCUGAUAAGAACAUCAGCAUAUUUGACUUCCGCUCUGGAGUGUGUGUGGCCACCAUGUUCGGACACUCUGGUAACAGACCAUGACAUACUGUACACACACACACAUGCUCGCUCGCUCGCUCACUCACUCAAAACAACCUACAAGCCAGCUGAUUCUUUCUUUUCCUGUUCUCAGAGAUAGUGACUGGGAUGAAGUUCACCAACGACUGUAAACAUCUCAUCUCUGUUUCUGGGGACAGGUAGGACCCCGCCCUGGUGUGUGUGUGAGAGUCUGUCUGUUUGUGUCUGUCUGAUGGCCUGUUGUCUAUUCCAGCUGUAUCUUUGUAUGGCGUCUGGCUCCAGAGCUGACCAUGAGUAUGAGAGAACGUCUCAGACGAACCCCCCUAACACCACCUUGCAACACCUCCACACUCAGGUAAAGGAUUGGAUGGGUAUAAGCAGUAGGGUAACAGUUUCCACAGGUAACCAAGGACUGAACAGACAUUUCCCAGUCUCUUAGGGCUGGGCGGUAUACCACAUUUUACCCAUGUAACUCAGUUGGUAGAGCAUGGCGCUUGCAACGCCAGGGUUGUGGGUUUGAUUUCCACGGGGGGCCAGUAUGAAAAAAUUGAUGCACUCCCUAACUGUAAGUCGCUCUGGAUAAGAGCGUCUGCUAAAUAACUAUUUUUUAAUGUAAAUAUAUUUCAAUGUUUGGUUUGUUAAAUGUGAUAUUCUACUCCGCCGUGUGCGGCGUCGGUUUUUAUAGUUUACUCCGCUACUUGAGUCGUCUCUCUCUCCAUUCCGCUUUCCUCACAGACUAAGCCCCGCCCCCUGUCACUCAAAGAGCCACCGCACGUAAUUCAUCCUCACUCUCCUCUCAUCAGGUUACAUUUCUGAGCUACUGGAGUACGUUUUUUAAAUUUUUGUACUUGAUGCCACUCUUCCUCACCACACCGUUUCCCUCUACACUCAGCUCCUUUCCUUGUUCCUCGCUGUCCAUUUCUACAUCUCCACGCUCUUUCCGCUUCUUCAUCCGGUGUAGUAGCAAACUGUUCAAAUGGUUCUUGUAUCUUGAAUUUGCCGCCAUGUCACCUCCACAUGAAUAUGUUAGCUACAUGAAACCGCUAAGAGAAAACAUUUAAUGUAGCCAAAGAUUAUAGGUUCCCCUAGGAAACACUGACCAACACUUUGGUUCUGACCCUGUCACAAUAACUCCGCCCUGGCUUUCUCAUUCGUUGUCAUGUCAAACAACACUGUAUUCAAAGUGCCCACUAUGAUAUUCUAUCUAUAGAAUUAGAAUAGUCAUUCUAUUUCUAUGAUUCCAACAGUUCCCCCAAGUGUUUUGAUCUAAAUCGCAAGUCAAAUCGCAAUUGCAAUAUUUGGCCUAAAAAUAAGGCCUAGAUUUUUUGGCCAUAUCAUGCAGCCCUACGUGGCAGUGUGGAAAUGAUCUCAAAUGAGUGCAGGAAAUGCAGAAAUUGAUGAAAAUGCUGAAACAUUUUUUGGGUUGAAGUUUGACUGAACAGUAUAAAACAAUCAGAAUGGAGAAUGCCCCAUUAACAUUUCUUGAAAUCUCUUAGAAUGUAUGUGUUGCCACCCUAGGGUCAUGCACUACUCAUAAAGCAAAUGUUGUACUUUUAUUAUUCAAAAACAUCAAAUACCAUCACACCAUCCAAAAAUAUAAAAAUAUCAUGAUAUGAUAUUGUUGUUGUGUGUGAUGUAGGCGUGAGGUGUACAGUGCACCGGAUCUUGGUCUGAUGUCAUCAGAGAGUGACCGUGAGGUGGAGGAGCCAGAGGAGAGGGACGAUCCCUGUGACCUGGAACAGAUCACAGGAAACAGUAACACCUCCUCAGGGAGUAGCCAUGACGAUGACGCAGGUACAGAACAGAGUCAUCAUAUCUGGAUGUAACAUUUCGGCAACUUCUACCUCUAGUGUCUCUACCUUAAAUACUGCAUUCUUGUCUAUUAUAGGUGCCUCAGAUGAAGGACAGGACUGGGAAUCUAAGAAGGUUUGUUGGACACACACACACACACACACACACACACACACACACACACAGUGGUUGCUCCAUUCAUGCUACUCUCUUUCUUACAAUCCCCUACAUAUUUAUUUGGACAGUGACGCUAAUUUCCUUAAUUUGGCUCUAUACUCCAGUAUUUGAGAUCAAAUGUUUUAUAUGAGGCGGCAGUACAGAAUGUCAUCUUUUAUUAGAGGGUACUUUCAUACAUAUGUGUUUUAUAGUUUAGAAAUGAAAGCGCUUCAUGUACCUACCCAGCUAGGACAUAACGUUCUGAGAACCAUAUGUUUCUUAGAGCUUGGUGAAAGCGUCGUUGUCCUAUGGUUAUUUUGCAUAAAACCUUCCCACAACUUUCUGGGAAUGGUGCAGGAUAGGUCCUUGGCUUUGGCACAUUCCAAGCACAUUUAAGGAACUUGAAAAAAUAACAUUAUUUUUUUGGUAUAUCAUUACUUUAACAGAACGUUUCCUAAACGUUCAAACAUAGUUACAUUUAAUUUCAAUUUUGAUAAUGUUCUAGGAACAUUCUCCAACUGGUUUGACAUUGGGUAUGCUCUCAAAUAGUUCAGAGAACGUAAAGAAACAACUUUCUUCUGUGGGAAUUUCAGUACUUCAGCAUAAUGUUUCCUACAGGUUUCCUCAUGGUUUUAUUUAGUCAUGUUCUCAAAUUGUUCCAACGUUCAGAGAACGUUCUAAGAAUGUUAUUUGAAAACAUAUACAUUCCGUUCUCAGCAUCAACAAAACUCUCCUCUAUCUUGUUAUGUGUGUGCAGGUGUUUUGGCCGCGCCCACUAAUUGGCCACUCCUGAUCUUAAUGAGUGCUUGUUUCCUUUGAAUAGGGAUCUGCUUGAAUAGAUGAACAGCUUUGUAUGAGUUAAAAAAACAUGGCAUGCUAGCUCCAUCUUGGUGGUGCAGUGGACUAAUUCCAUGGAUAGAGAACAGAAGAUUAUAGGUUUGAAUCUGACUGAUGCUGUUUCACAAUAAAAAAUACAUGUGUUUGCAUGAUUAAUGCCUAAGGAAUAUAAUUUCCAUGUGUUUGGAGUUCAAAAAAGUUAACCCAAAAUAAGCUAGCAUUGUUAUUAAAAGUCUUAUUGAAACAUUCAGUGAAAGCUUAAGGAAGUUAUUCAUAAACCUCCAAAUAACCUAUAAUUUUAGUUCUCAGAGCGUUAAUAAAACCUCCCAGGAAAACUUCUAAGGAACCAUAGUAAAAUGUUCUCAGAACCUUCCUGCAACCUAAAAAUUUAUCUUCCCAGAACAGGUGAAAUUUUCACUUCCGUUCUCAGAAUUUAAAAAAGAAAUGUUCAGUUUCACUGAUCAGGAAACUUCAUUCCCAGAAACAAUGGGAAACCAAAAACAUACAUUCCCACAAAUUCUAAGGAACCAAAUGUGCUAGCUGGGUACUCCCCCCAUUUGAAGGUGUCAUAAGUAUUUGGAAAAAUUCACUUAUAGUGUAUUACAUUUAGUCCAAAUUGAGUAUUUGGUCCCAUAUGCCUAGCACGCAAUGACUACAUCAAGCUUGUGACUCUACAAACUUGUUGGAUGCAUUUGUUGGAUUAUGUUGUGCCCAAUAGAAAUGAAUGGUAAAUAAUGUAUUGUGUCAUUUUGGAGUUACUUAUAUUGUAAAUAAGAAUAGAAUAUGUUUCUGAACACUUCUACAUUCAUGUGGAUGCUACCAUGAUUACGGAUAAUCAUUAAUGAAUCGUGAAUAAUGAUGAGUGAGAAAAUUACUGAGGCAUAAAUAUCAUACCCCCCCCCCAAAGAAUGAUGACCUCCUCUAUUAUUGGUAAUGGUGAGAGGUUAGCAUGUUUUUGGGGGCAUGAUCUUUGUGCAUCUGUAACUUUCUCACUCAUCAUUAUUCACGAUUCAUUCAUGAUUAUCCGUAAUCAUGGUAGCAUCCACAUGAAUGUAGAAGUGUUCAGAAACAUUAUAUUGUUAUUUACAAUACAAUUAAUUUCAAAAUGACACAAUACAUUAUUUACCAUUCAUUUCUGUUGGGCACAACAUAAUCGAAACACAACCAAAACAAACUGCAAAUGGGACUAGAUACAUAAAGUGCAUUCAUUUCUAAACGGUAAAACAGAUAUGUAUAAAAAUACCCUCAAAUAAAUGUGAUCUCGAAUCCAAAAUGCUGGGGUACAGAGCCAAAUUCAACAUUUUAGCUUCACUGUCCAAAUAAAUACUUAGGGGAAGUGUACUUUCUUUCUUUCUUUCCUUCUCUGUCUCUGUCUCUGUCCCUGUGUGUGUGUGUGUGUCUUCCACCUCCCUCCACUCCACUCUCCGCUCCAGGCCCUAGACAGCCCUCUGGCCCCUGAGCCCUCCAGUCGGCCCCGGCGUCGCUGGUCCUGUCGUAUGGGCUCUCUGGAACUCAUGGUCAAGUCUAUGCUGGACCUGAGACAGCUAGAGGCCUUCUCCAUCACCGGCUCCUCUCACAAGAAAGGCCCUGCCUCCCGGCUCAAAGCGAGAGACGCAGGGAGCACCUCCAGCCUGCAGGGGACCUCGGUAAGUAGAGAGGCAGAGAGACUGGGAGAGAGGGAAGAGGGAGAGAGAGAGCAGGGGGGGGGGGGGGGAGAAAGAGAGAGAGGGGGCCGCAUUCCCCCCUUUUGAAGGCCCUCUGAUGGACUCAGUCGGGGUCUGAACUUACUGUUGCGAGUUAGAAUGGCAGGGUUGUGGGUUCGUUUCCCACGGGGGGCCAGUAUGAAAAUGUAUGCACUCACUAACUGUAAGUCGCUCUGGAUAAGAGCGUCUGCUAAAUGACUAAAAUGUCAAAUGUAAAUGUAGAAUACACAAGGUGCGAUUUUGAAAUUUGGUUGUGCAUCAGCAGUUUUUCUGUUGUUAUGUUAGUCACUGAUAGUCAGUCAAUUAGCCCAUGUCUGCAAAUGUAUUUUUGUUUGCUAAGUUAGUUUCGCGGCUAGCUAUUUUUAUCAUGGUCUGAUUUUGUUAGGCAGUGUCACUCAGAUUUACAUUUACAUUUUAGUAAUUUAGCGACUUACAGUUAGUGCAUUCAUCUUAAGAUAGCUAGGUGGGACAACCACAUAUCACAGGUGGUCGAGGUGAGGAGGAUGAUUAUUUUAAGAUAGUGUUUGAAGAGGUAGGGUUUCAGAUGUUUUCGGAAGAUGGGCAGGUACUCUGCUGUCCUAGCUUCAGGGGGAAGCUGGAUCCACCAUUGGGGAGCCAGGAUAUAGGAGAGCUUGGACUGAGCUGAGCGGGAGCUGCCCUCCCGUAGGGGUGGGAGGGCCAAGAGACCCGAGGUGCCAGAACGGAGUGCUCGGGUUGGGGUGUAGGGUUUGAGCAUAGCCUGAAGGUAGGGAGGGGCAGUUCCUCUUGCUGUUCCGUAAGUAAGCACCAUGGUCUUGUAGUGGAUGCGAGUUUCGACUGGAAGCCAGUGGAGUGUGUGGAGGAGCGGGGUGACAUGAGAGAACAUGGGAAGGUCGAAAACCAGGCGGGCUGCAGCGUUCUGGAUAAGUUGCAGGGGUUUGAUGGCACAAGCAGGGAGCCCAGCCAACAGCGAGUUGCAGUAGUCCAGACUGGAGAGGAUGAGUGCCUGGAUUAGGACCUGUGCUGCUUCCUGUGUGAGGUAGGGUCGUACUCUAGGGAUGUUGUAGAGCAUGAACCUGCAGGAGCGGGUCACUGCUUUGAUGUUUGCAGAGAACAACAGGGUGUUGUCCAGGGUCACGCCAAGGUCGAGGUUGAGCUUGAGGUGGUGGGCCGACAUCCAAGUUGAGAUAUCUGCCAGGUACGCAGAGAUGCGUGUCGCUACCUGGGUGUCAGAAGGGGGGAAGGAGAAAAGUAGUUGAGUGUCAUCCGCAUAGCAAUGAUAGGAGAGACCAUGUGAGGAUAUGACAGAGCCGAGUGACUUGGUGUAUAGAGAGAAGGGGAGAGGGCCUAGAACCGAGCCCUGGGGGACACCAGUAGUGAGAGUACAUGAUGCAGACACAGAUCCUCUCCACGUCACCUGGUAGGAACGGCCUGCCAGGUAGGAUGCAGUAAAAAUGUGUGCGUAGCCUGAGAAGCCUAGCCCUGAGAGGGUGGAGAGGAGGAUCUGAUGGUUCAUGGUGUCGAAGGCAGCGGAUAGAUCUAGGAGGAUGAGAACAGAGGAGAGAGAGUCAGCUUUGGCAGUGCAGAGAUCCUCCGUGACACAGAGAAGAGCAGUCUCGGUUGAGUGACCCAUCUUGAAGCCUGACUGGUUAGGGUCAAGAAGAUCAUUCUAAGAGAAAUAAUGAGAAAGUUGUUUUCGGGGGGGUGGGGGGGUAUGGACGUGGGUAGGCAGGCAUCAAUGUUGCCCAUCCCUGAUCGAUAGCUAAUAGAUUAGUAAAAUAUUAUAGACAGGUAGAUGGACUUGAAUUUGGUUCUCUCUAACCCUAAUGCUCCUCUGUUCUGUGUUAUAAGCUGGACUUGGAGGAGCGGGUUAAGAGACGUCAACCUCAACCCCACUAUGCUGCCUGGCUGACCCCUAACGCCAACCCUAACCCUGACUCUGACCUGGGCUCCCAGGGGUCUGAUGGACGUGUGCUGUACCCCGAGGGGAGCGAUUACGCUGCCAGCCGACGGGGCAGGUACACCUCACACACACACACAUAAGGACACAUACUAUGCAUAGAUACACACACCACUUCAACUUUCAAUUUCUCCUUUCAUGUUCCUCUUUAUCUAUCAACUUGCUGUCUCUGUGUCUCUCUCUUAUCUUUUGACUAUCUCUUCUUUUUGUCUUCUCACUGUUCAUUCCUUCUUUCUCCCCUAUCUUCCCCCCUCUCUCUUUCUCUCUCUCUCCCCUAUCCCCCCUCUCGCUCUCUCUCUCACUCAGUGAUUACCUGAUGAAGGAGUCGCCCCGCGGCCUGGGUAGGAGGAACCGUGAGCCGGAGAGCCAGGACAGCCAGAGCCCAGACAGUGCCUGUUCUGUGGGCUACGGGAGUAGAGAGCUUACUCCUGACCCGGAUCAUGGAGGUAAGAGCAUACACACACACACACACACACACAUACACAUACACAUACACAUACACAUACAUACACACUCCUUUCACCUUUGUACUUUGACCUCUCCUCCCAGACUCUGAGGGCACAGCAGAGCCUCUAAGCUCAGACGAGGACAGUUCUGACCUGGAGGACGAAGAGGAUGAGGAGGAGGAGGAGAGGAAGAUGGAAAGUUCUAGUAUGGAUGAGGCGAUGAGGAAGGUCUCUGACCCACUAGAGGACAGUCACCAUGAGGCCUUCCUCAGACAGCACUUUGAAACACUGGCUGAGCCCAGCAAUAUGGGUAAGAGAGGACACAUGCACACACUCCAACUUUGCACAUGGAGGUGACAUUCUACCCAUAAACUGUUGUACAGGUACAUAUUACAAUUAUUUGACUGUAAUUACCCUCCUCCCCAGAAGAGCGCAGUAGAGCUCCCAGCAUCAGUAUGUCAGCACGAUUCCUGGCCAGAGGCUCCAACAACAGGUAAUAGAGCUCACCAGCUUGUAGUCAUAAAAAACGGAAAUGAGUUAGCAUUUUCUACCUCUGGUUCGUUGGCCAUUCCUAUGGGAUAAAUUAAUAGGGAAAGAAUGGGGUUUUGGGAUAAAUGCUGAAAAUAAGGUCUGAGGUUAACACAGGCUUAGGGGGCGGCAGGUAGCUUAGUGGGUAAGAGCGUUGUGCCAGUAACCGAAAGGUCGCUGGUUCUAAUCCCCGAGCCGACUAGGUGAAAAAUCUGUCGAUGUGCCCUUGAGCAAGGCACUUAACCCUAAUUGCUCCUGUAAGUCGCUCUGGAUAAGAGCGUCUGCUAAAUGACUGUAAAUGUAAAAUGAGAUUUUAGACUUUUUUUCUCUAUGAGAUAAUAUCAGUCAGUCAACAUGACCUUUAUGAAUUAUGAAACCUUUAUGUGCUUGUUUUGAUUACAGAAAUGCUUCAAAAUGCUCAAAACGGGAUAUUAGCUGAUUUAGAUUAUCACAUAGAACAAAACGUAUAAGAUCUCCUAAGCCUGUGUUUACCACAGCAUUUAUCCCAAAAAACUCCAAAAAACUCAUUCAGAGGCUUUGGCCAACAAGCCAUGGUGGGGUUAGCCUCUGUUAGUGUUUACAAAAAGACACCAUCACUAUUGCUCUCUAUGGGAUAACCAAGGGAUCCUAAAGACUUUAACACACAUACAGUGGGGGAAAAAAGUAUUUAGUCAGCCACCAAUUGUGCAAGUUCUCCCACUUAAAAAGAUGAGGCCUGUAAUUGACAGACAAAUUGAGCAUUUUUUUCUCCAGAAAAUCACAUUGUAGGAUUUUUUAUGAAUUUAUUUGCAAAUUAUGGUGGAAAAUAAGUAUUUGGUCACCUACAAACAAGCAAGAUUUCUGGCUCUCACAGACCUGUAACUUCUUCUGUAAGAGGCUCCUCUGUCCUCCACUCGUCACCUGUAUUAAUGGCACCUGUUUGAACUUGUUAUCAGUAUAAAAGACACCUGUCCGCAACCUCAAACAGUCACACUCCAAACUCCACUAUGGCCAAGACCAAAGAGCUGUCAAAGGACACCAGAAACAAAAUUGUAGACCUGCACCAGGCUGGGAAGACUGAAUCUGCAAUAGGUAAGCAGCUUGGUUUGAACAAAUCAACUGUGGGAGCAAUUAUUAGGAAAUGGAAGACAUACAAGACCACUGAUAAUCUCCCUCGAUCUGGGGCUCCACGCAAUAUCUCACCCCGUGGGGUCAAAAUGAUCACAAGAACGGUGAGCAAAAAUCCCAGAACCACACGGGGAACCUAGUGAAUGACCUGCAGAGAGCUGGGACCAAAGUAACAAAGCCUACCAUCAGUAACACACUACGCCGCCAGGGACUCAAAUCCUGCAGUGCCAGACGUGUCCCCCUGCUUAAGCCAGUACAUGUCCAGGCCCGUCUGAAGUUUGCUAGAGUGCAUUUGGAUGAUCCAGAAGAGGAUUGGGAGAAUGUCAUAUGGUCAGAUGAAACCAAAAUAUAACUUUUUGGUAAAAACUCAACUCGUCAUAUUUGGAGGACAAAGAAUGCUGAGUUGCAUCCAAAGAACACCAUACCUACUGUGAAGCAUGGGGGUGGAAACAUCAUGCUUUGGGGCUGUUUUUCUGCAAAGGGACCAGGACGACUGAUCCGUGUAAAGGAAAGAAUGAAUAGGGCCAUGUAUCGUGAGAUUUUGAGUGAAAACCUCCUUCCAUCAGCAAGGGCAUUGAAGAUGAAACGUGGCUGGGUCUUUCAGCAUGACAAUGAUCCCAAACACACCGCCCGGGCAACGAAGGAGUGGCUUCGUAAGAAGCAUUUCAAGGUCCUGGAGUGGCCUAGCCAGUCUCCAGAUCUCAACCCCAUAGAAAAUCUUUGGAGGGAGUUGAAAGUCCGUGUUUCCCUAGCGACAGCCCCAAAACAUCACUGCUCUAGAGGAGAUCUGCAUGGAGGAAUGGGCCAAAAUACCAGCAACAGUGUGUGAAAACCUUGUGAAGACUUACAGAAAACGUUUGACCUGUGUCAUUGCCAACAAAGGGUAUAUAACAAAGUAUUGAGAAACUUUUGUUAUUGAUUAAAUACUUAUUUUCCACCAUCAUUUGCAAAUAAAUUCAUUAAAAAUCCUACAAUGUGAUUUUCUGGAUUUUUUUCUUCUCAUUUUGUCUGUCAUAGUUGACGUGUACCUAUGAUGAAAAUUACAGGCCUCUCUCAUCUUGCACAAUUGGUGGCUGACUAAAUACUUUUUUCCCCCACUGUACAUACGGAAGCCCAUGUAUACUUUCACAUGUACGCAACACCAACAAAGCUUUUUUUCAUUGUCUACAUUUGCUUUCACCCUGCCUAGUACAGGACAGUCGUGGUCAAAAGUUUUGAGAAUGACACAAAUAUUAAUUUUCACAAAGUCUGCUGCCUCAGUUUUUAUGAUGGCAAUUUGCAUAUACUCCAGAACGUUAUGAAGAGUGAUCAGAUGAAUUGGAAUUAAUUGCAAAGUCCCUCUUUGCCAUGAAAAUGAACUUAAUCCAAAAAAAACAUUUCCACUGAAUUUCAGCCCUGCCACAAAAGGACCAGCUGACAUCAUGUCAGUGAUUCUCUCGUUAACACAGGUGAGAGUGUUGACGAGGACAAGGCUGGAGAUGACUCUGUCAUGCUGAUUGAGUUAGAAUAACAGACUGGAAGCUUUAAAAGGAGGGUGGUUCUUCCUCUGUUCAAAGUCUCUUCCUCAUUGUUCUUCCUCUGUCAACCAUGGUUACCUGCAAGGAAACACAUGCCGUCAUCAUUGCUUUGCACAAAAAGGGCUUCACAGGCAAGGAUAUUGCUGCUAGUAAGAUUGCCCAUAAAUCAACCAUUUAUUGGAUCAUCAAGAACUUCAAGGAGAGAGGUUCAAUUGUUGUGAAGAAGGCUUCAGGGCGCCCAAGAAAGUCCAGCAAGCGCCAGGACCGUCUCCUAAAGUUGAUUAAGCUGCGGGAUCGGGGCACCACCAGUGCAGAGCUUGCUCAGUAAUGGCAGCAGGCAGGUGUGAGUGCAUCUGCACGCACAGUGAGGCGAAGACUAUUGGAGGAUGGCCUGGUGUCAAGAAGGGCAGCGAGGAAGCCAAUUCUCUCCAGGAAAAACAUCAGGGACAGACUGAUAUUCUGCAAAAGGUACAGGGAUUGGACUGCUGAGGACUGGGGUAAAGUCAUUUUCUCUGAUGAAUCCCCUUUCCGAUUGUUUGGGGCAUCCGGAAAAAAGCUUGUCCGGAGAAGACAAAGUGAGCGCUGCCAUCAGUCCUGUGCCAACAUUAAAGUAUCCUGAGACCAUUCAUGUGUGGGGUUGCUUCUCAGCCAAGGGAGUGAGCUCACUCACAAUUUUGCCUAAGAACACAGCCAUGAAUAAAGAAUGGUACCAACACAUCCUCCGAGAGCAACUUCUCCCAACCAUCCAAGAACAGUUUGGUGACGAACAAUGCCUUUUCCAGCAUGAUGGAGCACCUUGCCAUAAGGCAAAAGUGAUAACUAAGUGGCUCGGAGAACAAAACAUCGAAAUUCUGGGUCCAUGGCCAGGAAACUCCCCAGACCUUAAUCCCAUUGAGAACUUGUGGUCAAUCCUCAAGAGGCGGGUGGACAAACAAAACCCUACAAAUUCUGACAAACUCCAAGCAUUGAUUAUGCAAGAAUGGGCUGCCAUCAGUCAGGAUGUGGCCCAGAAGUUAAUUGACAGCAUGCCAGGGUGGAUUGCAGAGGUCUUGAAAAAGAAGGGUCAACACUGCAAAUAUCGACUCUUUACAUAAACUAAAUGUAAUUGUCAAUAAAAGCCUUUGACACUUAUGGAAUGCUUGUAAUUAUACUUCAGUAUACCAUAGUAACAUCUGAAAAAAAUAUCUAAACACUGAAGCAGCAAACUUUGUGAAGACCAAUACUUGUGUCAUUCUCAAAACUUCACUGUAACCAGGUGAUGUCCUCUCUACAGGAGAAUCCCUCUGUUUUCCAAAGCUCAUGAGAGGGAGCAGGGGCCCUUGGUGUCCAAGGUGAGGCCCCUGAUGGAGGAGAGCCAGGUAAAGGGCCACGAAGACAGGGAGAGGCCCAUGACCCCUGGGAGAGGGCAGGAGGGGACAAAGUGAGUAGCUUUAGAGAGGAUGUAAGACUCUUUAAACAGGUCGUUUUUUUUGUGAUAAUUAUUUGUAAGUAAAAAUGGUAUCAGAUAUUUGUAAAAAUAAUGAUACAAAGGAAAUUCGAUUGAUUGGUUGAUUGAUUGAUUGAUGAAGCUUCCCUCCUUGUGUCAGGCUGGAGGUGUGUGCUCCAGAGAGGGGCACCGUGCUGCGUUCCCACCCCCAGAAGAAGAGGCCUCUUGGGGCUCAUCUGUGGAGGAUGUCAAGCCCCCUGGCCAGAGCUCCAGCCCUGCUGGACAGAGCAGCUGGACUACAGAAGUCCCAGUCUGUACAGAACCUGGCAACAGAGGGUGAGCUGCUCAGGACCACUGAUGUUCAGUACAGCACAUACAUUAUAACACUGUACAUAUUAAUAACCUAACCUCAGAGGGGGAGUACAGCACAAGCCACAUGAUCUCAAAACAAGAUUGAGGGUUUAUCAGUAAACAACUGUCUAAAUAUAUACAUGUGACAUUUAAAAAUACACUGAUCAAAAAAAUAAAGGGAACACUUAAACAACACAUCCUAGAUCUGAAUGAAUGAAAUAAUCUUAUUAAAUACUUUUUUCUUUACAUAGUUGAAUGUGCUGACAACAAAAUCACACAAAAAUGAUCAAUGGAAAUCAAAUUUAUCAACCCAUGGAGGUCUGGAUUUGGAGUCACCCUCAAAAAUAAAGUGGAAAACCACACUACAGGCUGAUCCAACUUUGAUGUAAUGUCCUUAAAACAAGUCAAAAUGAGGCUCAGUAGUGUGUGUGGCCUCCACGUGCCUGUAUGACCUCCCUACAACGCCUGGGCAUGCUCCUGAUGAGGUGUUCCCUUUGUUUUUUUGAGCAGUGUAGUUUACAUUACAUUGGUUGUCUAAUUGACAGUAAGCAGCAUAAAAAAAUAAAGUAUAUCCAGUCACUGUCUCUCUACUGUCUCAUGACCCUUCCCAUGACUCUCCCCCUGCUCCCCCCCCACCCCAUAGUUCCCCGCUCCCCCAACCCCUCCAGUGGUAGAGGAGAGAUGUGCCCUCGCCCCCAGCACCUCCCCUUCGAUAUACACCCUUCCAAAGCCAACUCCUGCCUCCCUUCUACCUCUCCUCUCUCCUCCCUUGUCUCCCCUGUGCCCUCGGAAAGCCCCAAGCUCAGAUCCCCCCGCACCUACAUGAGUCCCACCACCAGCUCCGUGGCCAAGACCAGCCGCUCUGCAUCCCUGGCAGAGGGCUUCCAUCUGGGCUUACUGUCCUGCCAUGAUUCCGUAACAUCACAAGGCCUGGAGGAUGGUAGUGGAGGGAGUGGAAACACACCUAACAGCCCCAAGAGCAGGAAGCCUUUUGGGGGGCUACUGGAGGCUGAACCACCCCUCCUCACUUCCUCCUCUCUCUGUUCCCGCUCCUCUUCUCUCUCUCCCCCUUCUCCUCCCUGUCCUCUCCCUGGUCCCUCCCCUUUUCCACCACGUGCGACAGUCUCGCCCAAUCCCAGCUUGGCGUUGCCCCUGAGCGUCCAGCCCUCCCGCAUUCCCCUGCCCAUCAAACAGCCACUCAGCCCUCGGUGCAGCCUCUGCCCGGAGACCAAACCUCAACCUGAUUGGUCUGUUUCCUCUACAGGAGACCUUGCCCUCAGGAAACAACACCAAAGUAAGCCAGAAUUAUUUUUGUAAAGUUUAAAGUUUAUUAGAGGACAUCAUCGCAAAGCAAGUAUGAAAUGUGAUGUUUUUUACGUGUUGUGGAUGUUAUAGAUACAGAAAAGUGUUGAUUAAAGGAAUAUUUAGUAAACUUAAUGUAAAGGCAUAAUCAACCUGGGUCUGUCUGUCUCUGCAGCCUUCAGCAAACGCCUCUCCCUGACUACGGCCCAGAUGCAAGGGCUUCUGGGUAACGUCCAGCUGCUGUCCAUCUCACCUACCUCACUUCCUGUAAAGCAGGAAGGAACCGUGAACUCAGAGAGGUAAACUGUAGUCUGUUUACUUAGGAUACAUCUCAAAUGGCACCCUUAUAAAUUCUCCAUAGUGCAGUAUGUUUGGCUAGAAAACAAAGUAGUAAAAUAUUUGGUGACUAUGGUGUCGUUUGAGACAAGCCCCCUAAUACAACAAUACAUUCCAAACACUCAAAGUUUCCCCAUGAAACCUUUCCUUUCCUUUCCGUUCUCAGUGCUCCAGAUUUGGAGGAGGCGGUGUGUAGAGAGCCCCUUCUAGUGUCUGUCCAGGCCAACACCUUGACCUCCGACCCCCAGCCAGGUCUGAAUCAACGCAGACGCUCCUCUAUCAUCCUCACCGCCACUCUUCCUCUCCAUCACGCCAUCUCUCUACCGCUUCAUCCUUCUCUUCAUCAUAAGUGUCCGUGUGCUUUCUGGCAGGUCUGUCCAUCUGUCUCUGUCCCUCCCUACUGUCACCACUGCUGCCUGAAAGGUGAGUCAGCUUCAUUCCUUUCUGCUUUCAAACCUUCCCUUUGCCUAUUUGAAUGUGAUUUUCUCUUAUUUACUAACUCGCAUUGUUCGCCUGCUUAAAGCGUAUACCAAUGCAUCCAUAACGUGUGUGUUGUAUUAGCUCUGUAUCUAUCCAUUAUGUGUGUGUUGUACUGUAGCAGGUUUUUGUUUGUUUACUACUCUCAGCUCCUGAAUGAUUAUGAGACACUAGAAUGUGUGUUUUCUCCCACAGAGCCCCCUGUCACUGUGGAAACCUGUAGACAGGCUAUAACAGAGCUGCACAACAGUGUGAGGAGAGCCACCCAGCUCUAUACUACGGUCAGUCUGGUGUGUGUGUGUGUGUUUGUGGGGACCAAAAUUCUGACAAGUGGGGACAUUUAACCGGUCCCCACAAGGAUAAAUGCUAUUUUAGGGUUAGGGUUACAAUUAGGAGGAAGAGUUAGAUUUAGUGUUAGGGUUUGGGGUUACGGUUAGGGUUAAGUUUAGGGUUAGGUUAGGGGUUAGGGAAAAUGGGAUUUUGAAUAGGAAUCAAUUGUGUGGUCCGCACAAGGACAGUAUAUGGCGCCGGAGGAGAUGGCUGCCAUUUUGCGGGUUUCUAACCAAUUGUGCUAUUUUGUGGGUUUUUUCGCAUUGUUUGUAACUUAUUUUGUACAUAAUGUUUCUGCCACCGCCUGUUAUGACCGAAAAGAGCUUCUGGAUAUCAGAACAGGGAUUACUCACCUCAAACUGGACAAAGAUUUUUUCUUUAACGAGUCGGACGCGAAGGAUUUACUCCAGAUACCCGACCAGGCCCAGGCCCAAAUCCCUGUCAUUCACAUGAAGAGAAGACACCGAUACAGGAGACGUAGGUCCGGGUAGGUCCGGGUGCCUUGUGAGAAUUCGUCGGCGAGUGGGUAACCCGACUCUACCAUCCGUCCUAUUGGCCAACGUGCAAUCAUUGUAGAAUGAACUGGAUGAGCUCCGUUCAAGACUAUCCUACCAACGGGACAUUUAAAAACUGUAAUAUCUUAUGUUUCACCGAGUCGUGGCUGAACGACGACAUGGAUAAUAUACAGUUGGCUGGUUUUCCCGUGCAUCGGCAAGACGGAACAGCUGCCUCCGGUAAGACAAGGGUUGGCGGUCUGUGUCUAUUUGUCAAUAACAGCGUGAAAUCAAAUAUUAAGGAAGUCUCUAGGUUUUGCUCGCCUGAGGUAGAGUAUCUCAUGAGAACCUGUAGACCACACUAUUUACCAAGAGCGUUUUUAUCUAUAUUUUUCAUAGUUGUCUAUUUACCACCACAAACCGAUGCUGGCGCUAAGACCGCACUCAAUGAGCUGUAUAAAGUCAUAAGCAAACAAGAAAAUGCUCAUCCAGAGGCAGCACUCCAAGUGGCCGGGGACGUUAAUGUAGGGAAACCAGCAUGUUACAUGUGCAAUAAGAGGAAAAAAAAACUCUAGACCACAUUUACUCCACACACAGAGACGCGUACAAAGCUCACCCUCCAUUUGGCAUAUCUGACCAUAAUUCUAUCCUCCUGAUUCCUGCUUACAAGUAAAAAUUAAAGCAGGAAGUACCAGUGACUCGCUCAAUACGGAAGUGGUCAGAUGACGCAGAUGCUAAGUUACAGGACUGUUUUGCUAGCACAGACUGGAAUAUGUUCCGGGACUCAUCCGAUGGAAUUGAGGACUAUAACACAUCAGUCACCGGCUUCAUCAAUAAGUGCAUCGAUGACGUUGUCCCCACAGUGACCUUAUGUACAUACACCUACCAGAAGCCAUGGAUUACAGGCAACAUCCGCACUGAUCUAAAGGGUAGAGCUGCCGCUUUCAAGGAGCGGGACUCUAACCUGGACACUUAUCAGAAAUCCCGCUAUGCCCUCAGACGAACCAUCAAACAGGCAAAGAGUCAAUACAGGACUAAGAUUGAACCCUACUACACCGGCUAUGAAGCUCGUCAGUUGUGGCAGGGCUUGCAAACUAUUACUGACUACAAAGGGAAGCCCAGCUGCGAGCUGCCCUGUGACACAAGCCUACCAGACGAGCUAAAUGACUUCUAUGCGCGCUUCGAGGCAAGCAACAGUGAAUUAUGCAUGAGAGCACCAGCUGUUCCGGACGACUGUGUGAUCACGCUCGUCAUAGCUGAUGUGAGUAAGACCUUUAAAUAGGUCAACAUUCACAAGGCCGCAGGGCCAGACGGAUUACCAGGACGUGUACUCCGAGCAUUCUCUGACCAACUGGCAAGUGUCUUCACUGACAUUUCCAACCUGUCCCUGGCCGAGUCUGUAAUACCAACAUGUUUCAAGCAGACCACCAUAGUCCCUGUGCCCAAGAACACCAAGGUAACCUGCCUAAAUGACUACCGACCCGUAGCACUCACGUCUGUAGCCAUGAAGUGCUUUGAAAGGCUGGUCAUGGCUCACAUCAACAUUGCAUACCGCUCCAACAGAUCCACAGAUGACGCAAUCUCUAUUGCACUCAACACUGCCCUUUCCCACCUGGACAAAAGGAACACCUACGUGAGAAUGUUGUUCAUUGACUACGGCUCAGUGUUCAACACCAUAGUGCCAUCGAAUCUCAAUACUAAGCUAAGGACCCUGGGACUAAACGCCUCCCUCUGCAACUGGAUCCUGGCCUUCCUGAUGGGCCGUUCCCAGGUGGUAAAGGUAGGCAACAACACAUCCGCCACGUUGAUCCUCAACACGGGGACCCCUCAUGGGGGUGCGUGCUUAGUCCACUCCUGUACUCCCUGUUCACCCAUGACUGCGUGGCCAAGCAUGACUCCCAACACCAUCAUUAAGUUUUCCGACGAGACAACGGUGGUAGGCCUGAUCACCGACAAUGAUGAGACAGCCUAAAGGGAGGAGGUCAGAGACCUGGAGGUGUGGUGCCAGGACAACAACCUCUUCCUCAACGUGAUCAAGACAAAGGAGAUGAUCGUGGAUUACAGGAAAAGGAGGGCCGAGCACGCCCCCAUUCUCAUCGACAGGGCUGUAGUGGAGCAAGUUGAGAGUUUCAAGUUCCUUGGUGUCCACAUCACCAACAAGCUAUCAUGGUCCAAACACACCAAGACAGUCGUGAAGAGGGCACGACAAUGCCGAUUCCCCCACAGGAGACUGAAAUGAUUUGGCAUGUGUCCUCAGAUCCUCAAAAAGUUAUACAGCUGCACCAUUGAGAGCAUCCUUACUGGUUGUAUCACCGCCUGGUAUGGCAACUGCUCGGCAUCCGACCGCAAGGCGCUACAGAGGGUAAUGCGUACGGCUCAGUACAUCACUGGUGCCAAGCUUCCUGCCAUCCAGGACCUCUAUACCAGGCGGUGUCAGAGUUAGGCCCUAAAAAUUGCCAAAGACUCCAGCCACCCUAGUCAUAGGCUGUUCUCUCUGCUACCGCACGGCAAGCGAUACCGGAGUGCCAAGUCUAGGUCCAAAAGGCUUUUUAACAGCUUCUACCCCCAAGCCAUAAGACUCCUGAACAGCUAAUCAUGGCUACCCAGACUAUUUGCACCCCCACCCCAUCUUUUUACACUGCUGCUACUGCAUCUGUGUGUGUGUGUGUGUGUGUGUGUGUGUGUGUGUGUGUGUGUGUGUGUGUGUGUGUGUGUGUGUGUGUGUGUGUGUGUGUGUGUGUGUGUGUGUGUGUGUGUGUGUGUGUGUGUGUGUGUGUUUAUACCUUGUGUAUUUACGAUAAAGUAUGUCAUGUUUCUCUCCAGGUGCUGAGCUGUGGGUCAGAGCUCAAUGCAGAGCAGCAGGAGAUGGAGACGGUUCUGGCUGAUGCUCUGGGAACACUGAAGACUGAACUAGACUCCCUACCUCACCCUGUACAUAGAAGCGAAGGGCUCAGGAGGGAGGUAGCAGUGAGGGGGGAGGUAGGGGUCAAAGGUGAGGGGGACAGGACAUUGGCUCUCCUGCGGCAGUAUUCUGAGCUCAUAUUAAAGUCAGUGGAGAAGAGACUGGACAACAAGAUCUAA
Molecule: messenger RNA, 35583 nt
Organism: Coregonus sp. 'balchen'
Lineage: Eukaryota; Metazoa; Chordata; Actinopteri; Salmoniformes; Salmonidae
Source: the annotation of a GenBank genome assembly